Messenger RNA from Schistocerca nitens (vagrant locust), 1905 nucleotides. RefSeq lists its product as uncharacterized. The record is from RefSeq and is a predicted model, not a curated record. Lineage: Eukaryota; Metazoa; Arthropoda; Insecta; Orthoptera; Acrididae. The coding region runs from base 1 to 1905 and encodes 634 amino acids. The transcript is spliced from 3 exons.
AUGGAGAGGUGGAGACCAAAGGAGGCAAGGAGAAGGAGGCAAGGAGAAGAAGGCAAGGAGAAGAAGGCAAGGAGAAGAAGGCAAGGAGAAGAAGGCAAGGAGAAGAAGGCAAGGAGAAGAAGGCAAGGAGAAGAAGGCAAGGAGAAGAAGGCAAGGAGAAGAAGGCAAGGAGAAGAAGGCAAGGAGAAGAAGGCAAGGAGAAGAAGGCAAGGAGAAGAAGGCAAGGAGAAGAAGGCAAGGAGAAGAAGGCAAGGAGAAGAAGGCAAGGAGAAGAAGGCAAGGAGAAGAAGGCAAGGAGAAGAAGGCAAGGAGAAGAAGGCAAGGAGAAGAAGGCAAGGAGAAGAAGGCAAGGAGAAGAAGGCAAGGAGAAGAAGGCAAGGAGAAGAAGGCAAGGAGAAGAAGGCAAGGAGAAGAAGGCAAGGAGAAGAAGGCAAGGAGAAGAAGGCAAGGAGAAGAAGGCAAGGAGAAGAAGGCAAGGAGAAGAAGGCAAGGAGAAGAAGGCAAGGAGAAGAAGGCAAGGAGAAGAAGGCAAGGAGAAGAAGGCAAGGAGAAGAAGGCAAGGAGAAGAAGGCAAGGAGAAGAAGGCAAGGAGAAGAAGGCAAGGAGAAGAAGGCAAGGAGAAGAAGGCAAGGAGAAGAAGGCAAGGAGAAGAAGGCAAGGAGAAGAAGGCAAGGAGAAGAAGGCAAGGAGAAGAAGGCAAGGAGAAGAAGGCAAGGAGAAGAAGGCAAGGAGAAGAAGGCAAGGAGAAGAAGGCAAGGAGAAGAAGGCAAGGAGAAGAAGGCAAGGAGAAGAAGGCAAGGAGAAGAAGGCAAGGAGAAGAAGGCAAGGAGAAGAAGGCAAGGAGAAGAAGGCAAGGAGAAGAAGGCAAGGAGAAGAAGGCAAGGAGAAGAAGGCAAGGAGAAGAAGGCAAGGAGAAGAAGGCAAGGAGAAGAAGGCAAGGAGGAGAAGGCAAGGAGGAGAAGGCAAGGAGGAGAAGGCAAGGAGGAGAAGGCAAGGAGGAGAAGGCAAGGAGGAGAAGGCAAGGAGGAGAAGGCAAGGAGGAGAAGGCAAGGAGGAGAAGGCAAGGAGGAGAAGGCAAGGAGGAGAAGGCAAGGAGGAGAAGGCAAGGAGGAGAAGGCAAGGAGGAGAAGGCAAGGAGGAGAAGGCAAGGAGGAGAAGGCAAGGAGGAGAAGGCAAGGAGGAGAAGGCAAGGAGGAGAAGGCAAGGAGAAGGCAAGGAGAAGGCAAGGAGAAGGCAAGGAGAAGGCAAGGAGAAGGCAAGGAGAAGGCAAGGAGAAGGCAAGGAGAAGGCAAGGAGAAGGCAAGGAGAAGGCAAGGAGAAGGCAAGGAGAAGGCAAGGAGAAGGCAAGGAGAAGGCAAGGAGAAGGCAAGGAGAAGGCAAGGAGAAGGCAAGGAGAAGGCAAGGAGAAGGCAAGGAGAAGGCAAGGAGAAGGCAAGGAGAAGGCAAGGAGAAGGCAAGGAGAAGGCAAGGAGAAGGCAAGGAGAAGGCAAGGAGAAGGCAAGGAGAAGGCAAGGAGAAGGCAAGGAGAAGGCAAGGAGAAGGCAAGGAGAAGGCAAGGAGAAGGCAAGGAGAAGGCAAGGAGAAGGCAAGGAGAAGGCAAGGAGAAGACUUAAUACGAUACUCACCUACAAGCUUAAAAUGAAGGAGGGCACAUUAGAACCUCCUCUGAAUGUUGAGAACCUGAGGGAAAGUGCAGUUGCAGAACAAUAUGCCAUAGAAAACAAAAACCCUGGAAGCAAGGGAGAACAUGGACAAAAAGUGGAAAGAAAUGAAGUCCAUGGUACUAAGUGUAGUGGAGGAUACAUUGGGAAGAAAGGAAAGAACAAAGAAGAGAAGAUUGUUCAACAAGAGAUUUCAGAAGGCUACAGAAAAGAGAAGGAACAUGUGGGAGAAGUGGUUGGUUGA